AUGACAACCAUUAUUCCUCCAACCUUCUCUAUUCCGUUUUCUCCACUGGAGCAGCAGCUCGAGCAUCAUGCUUUCCUUGCUUCUAUCGGUUUCCUCAUUCUUAUUCCCAUUGGAAGUUUGACAGCAAGAUAUACCCGGACUUUUACGACCAAAUGGUGGUUCGCACACUGGAUUGUAAAUUUCUUGAUCUCGGGACCUGUGAUUUUUGCCGCUUUUGCUCUGGGGUAUAUGGCGACCAAUACUACAGGGUUGGGCCAUUUCAAUGACCCGCACAAGAAAAUCGGUCUUACCCUGUUGAUUUUGUAUCUUAUUCAAGUCGUACUGGGGCUGUUCAUUCAUUUCGUUCGGAUGCCUCGCCUGUUCAUUGCCCAUCGUCCCCCCCAGAACUACUUCCACGCUAUCCUAGGCCUACUCAUCAUGGCUCUCGCUGCAUACCAGGUGAACUACGGUCUCACGAUCGAGUGGGCCUUCGUGACCGGAAACGUUCACCCCGUGCCCAACAAAGCGAAGGAUGCCUGGCUUGCGUUAAUCAUAGUACGUUUCCGUUGUUGUCCGAGGAUAAGACUCAGGGGCUGA
Messenger RNA from Stereum hirsutum FP-91666 SS1, 576 nucleotides. RefSeq lists its product as uncharacterized. Gene Ontology annotation, molecular function: transmembrane monodehydroascorbate reductase activity. The coding region runs from base 1 to 576 and encodes 191 amino acids. The transcript has 4 exons. NCBI's taxonomy places the organism in Eukaryota, Fungi, Basidiomycota, Agaricomycetes, Russulales, Stereaceae. The record is from RefSeq and is a predicted model, not a curated record.